Hordeum vulgare subsp. vulgare (domesticated barley) is the source of this 912-nucleotide messenger RNA. RefSeq lists its product as uncharacterized. The record is from RefSeq and is a predicted model, not a curated record. Bases 365 to 604 code for a protein of 79 amino acids. Lineage: Eukaryota; Viridiplantae; Streptophyta; Magnoliopsida; Poales; Poaceae. The transcript has 3 exons.
AGGGUUUCGGGCUGACUCGUGAGAGUUUCCCUCAAUCGUGUCAAACCCGCCGCCGCCCCCCUUCCUGCUCUGGCGGUUUGGCCUGGCGCCCCCGGCUCGCCGCCACCUCUCUGCAGUCUGAACUGGGGGUCUGGCCUCGCGCCGCCGGCCCGCCGCGCCUCCACUCCCCGGCUCCCCGCAGUCCCGCCUGCCGCCGUCCCGCGCCACUACUCCGCCUGGCCGCCUCUUCCUCUCGCCCUCCUCGCCCUGGCGCCCGCCCGGCGGCAACAGUCACCAGCCCGCGACGCCGGCUCUCCGUCUCGUUCAGUAGCAGCAGCCACCAGCUCACCAGGAAACAAUCUGAAUCAAGGCAAGGAUCGGCGUGAUGUCUUUCCUGAGGCUGUUACCUCAAAGGUUGCCCCAAUUUGUUAGGCAGGUGGAGCGAGAUGUCGAGACUGUAAUCAAUGUUCUGCAUCCAGGUCCAAUAGGAAUUGUGGAGCAUAAGUUCACCGAUGCAGAGAUCCGUGAGGCGCAAGUCACUGUAAGGAGCGCAGUCGAGAAAUGGCGAAGGAACAGUACCCUGGAGAGAAAUCUUGGCACUGGUUCUUUUGAUAAAUCGAAGUAGCGCUCUACGUCAUGAUUUUGGUGCAGCACCCAAUACUGAAAAAGAAAGUGUGCCAUGGUUGGUCUAAAAAAAAGUGUGCCAUGGUUGCAACUGUUGGUCUUUGUGUAGUUGAUGUGUAUUCUCUGUCAGUGGACCAAUGCAAUUGAUCACGAUACAUACCUCCUCGAUGAUCUUUUAUCGGCAAAAAAGUACACUCUGCCGAGUUUCCUAAAUUGGUCUUCUAAAGUUUGAUGUUCUCAAUAAUACUCAGUCGAUAUGUGCUUUGCAGCAUUUUGUGUAUUAAAUGUUCACAAAUUGAGUUGCCUCGA